Candidula unifasciata is the source of this 507-nucleotide messenger RNA. Lineage: Eukaryota; Metazoa; Mollusca; Gastropoda; Stylommatophora; Geomitridae. The record is from the annotation of a GenBank genome assembly.
AUGGAUAAGCUGUCAAUCAUAUCGGGAGCUCUGUUCUUUGCAGCAGACGUGUUUGCUGUUGUCAGUUUAGCUAUGCCUCAUUGGAUUGUGUCAGAAAUAGGAGGUGACACAAACAUUGGUUUGUUAAAAACAUGUCUGACAAUAUAUGGACGGCCAUCUAUCUGUUUUAUGCCAAGUCCAGUGCGAGGAGAAUGGUUGCUGACCUUUAUCUGUAUUGUGCUUGGAAUUAUUUGCAUCAGCGUGACCAUUGUGCUGCUGGCUCUGUCAUACUGGGAAUAUCGAGUCAUGAAAUUUGCUCGAUGGCUGGGAUUUGUAGCAAUGAUUCUGUUUUGUCUGGCGGCCGUCAUUUUCCCCAUCGGCUUUGACAUGGAUCAGAUUGGAGGUGAAGCUUAUCAACUCCCAAAUAACUACAGAGUCGGGAUCUCGUACAUUUUCUUUGUUCUGGCGCUUUGGAUUACAGUCGUCUCCCAGCUUUUUGCCAGCAAAGUUUGCUUGCCACACUUUUAA